Apus apus (common swift) is the source of this 3435-nucleotide messenger RNA. RefSeq names its product solute carrier family 7 member 4 (gene SLC7A4). NCBI's taxonomy places the organism in Eukaryota, Metazoa, Chordata, Aves, Apodiformes, Apodidae. Gene Ontology annotation, molecular function: amino acid transmembrane transporter activity. Gene Ontology annotation, biological process: amino acid transport; transmembrane transport. The record is from RefSeq and is a predicted model, not a curated record. The coding region runs from base 133 to 2553 and encodes 806 amino acids. Gene Ontology annotation, cellular component: plasma membrane. The transcript is spliced from 4 exons.
CGGAGCCGGUGGAGCCGGGGCCGGUGGCGGAGCUGCGCGGUGCCCCUGGCCGCGCCCGCGCAGGUCUCCAGGCAGGGUCUUGCUGUUGUGGACCCCUCUCCCUGCCAGAGGGCAGGGGCUGCUGCCUCCAGGAUGGCAAGAUGGCUGCCACGCUCUGCCGACCUGACUCGCUUCUGCCAGAAACUCAGCCGGGUGAAGACCUUGGAGGAGGAUAUGAUGGAGACAUCCUUUAACAGAUGCCUUUCUACCGUUGACUUGACACUGCUGGGCAUCGGGGGCAUGGUGGGCUCUGGGCUGUACGUUCUCACAGGCACUGUGGCCAAGGAGAUCGCCGGCCCCGCCGUUAUUGUCUCCUUCAUCAUUGCCGGCUUUGCCUCGCUCCUCGCUGCUCUCUGCUACGCCGAGUUUGGAGCCCGAGUACCAAAGACAGGCUCUGCCUAUAUGUUCACCUAUGUGUCUGUGGGUGAGAUCUGGGCCUUCCUCAUUGGCUGGAACGUGCUGCUGGAGUACAUGAUUGGGGGAGCGGCAGUGGCCAGGGCCUGGAGCGGCUACCUAGAUUCCAUCUUCAACCACAAGAUAAAGAACUUCACUGAGACCCAUGUGGGUGCAUGGCAGGUGCCGUUCCUGGCUCACUACCCCGACUUCCUGGCUGCUGCCAUCCUGCUGGUAGCCACCACCUUCAUUUCCUUUGGGGCCAAAGUGUCCUCCUGGCUCAACCAUGUCUUCUCAGCCAUCAGCAUGGGUGUCAUACUCUUCAUUCUUAUCAUGGGCUUCAUCCUUGCGCAGCCCAAGAACUGGAGUGCCCAGGAGGGUGGCUUCGCCCCAUAUGGGCUGUCGGGCAUCAUGGCAGGCACAGCCACCUGUUUCUAUGCCUUUGUGGGCUUUGAUGUCAUCGCAGCCUCCAGUGAAGAGGCCAGGAACCCACAGCGGGCUGUGCCCAGGGCCAUCGCUUUCUCCUUGGGGCUGGCCACCGGGGCCUACAUCCUGGUGUCAGUGGUGCUGACACUGAUGGUGCCCUGGCACACACUGGACCCCGACUCUGCCCUGGCAGAUGCAUUUUACAGGAGAGGCUACGCCUGGGCAGGGUUCCUGGUGGCCGCGGGCUCCAUCUGCGCAAUGAACACAGUCCUGCUGAGCAACCUCUUUUCCCUGCCACGCAUCGUCUACGCCAUGGCUGAGGAUGGGCUCUUCUUCCAGGUCUUCUCCCGAGUGCAUCCCCGCACACAGGUGCCUGUCGUCGGCAUAGUGGUCUUUGGGCUGCUGAUGGCCCUAUUGGCCCUUGUCUUCGACCUGGAGGCCCUGGUGCAGUUCCUGUCCAUCGGCACGCUGCUGGCCUAUACCUUUGUGGCCGCCAGCAUCAUUGUCCUGCGCUUCCAGCAGCAGAAAGUGGAGCCCCGUGUGCCAGCGGCAGGUGGCCGGCCGAGCCCCGAGGCCCGCGAGGGUCCAUCUGCUGGCGAGUUGAAGGAGUACGAGUCCUUCUCUGACAAGCUUCAGCUGGUGGACAGGGACAAGAGCAAAGAGCACCGGGAGCCAGGGCAGUUGAAGGCAGCUUUUGAGCCCUACCUGGAAUUCCUCAGCGACUUCUACCCAGGUGAGGUGGUCACGGUGGCUGUGGUGACCCUGAUGGUGUCUGCCAUCUGUCUCUGCUCCAUCUUGGUGUUCGGCAACACACACCUUCACCUGCCCACCUGGAGCUACUCCCUGCUGCUAGUCCUCUUCAGCCUGGUCUUUCUGCUCAGCCUGCUCCUCAUCUGGGCGCAUGAGCAGCAGCGGAGCACACAGACCUUCCAGGGCUGCUUGUCUACUUUGGGUACGGCCUCUGGCACAGCAAGGAGAACCUGCGGGAGCCGCAGCCACAGAGCCUCAGCGCGCGCUACGUGGUGUUCCCCAGCGGCAGCCUGGAGGAGCGGGUUCAGGCGGUGCAGCCCAGCGCCCAGCCCAGUGCCGGCCCACCCGACGCUGAGGACUGCAAGAGAUGACACCACCUGGGACAGAGGCACCCAGCUAUGGGAGUGUCUGACCCCCCUCCCCAUGGCGAGGCCAGAGACCCCUUCUCCUCCUCCCCAUCCUUUUGUGUCUCGUGGCUCCAUCCAGAGAUGUCAAGGAUGCUUGCCCUUCCACACCAGCUCCCCACAGAGUUGGGGUGGGGGGGGGCUGGCUCACUCCCUCCCCAGCCCCAAACUCAGGAACUGGGUCUUAGACCCCUCAGCCCAGCAUCUGCCCAGCUCACAGGGAGCUGUGGCCUUGCCACCUUCCCCCAGCGCACCCAGGUGCCCUGCAGCAAAUCUCCUUCUGCUGGCCCAUCAGUGCAGUGGUGGGGAGGGGUGUGAAGAGGUGGGGAGGGGUGAAGAGGGUCUCCAGGACCCCCAGGACAGGGAAGACAGCCCAGCACGGCCUGUCCCAGGUCUCGCCCUGGCUGCAGCACAGGCUCUCGCUGCAGCCCUGCCCAGCCUCCUGCUGAGCUGCCUGCAGAAGGAGGCAGGGCCAAAGGUGCUUCCCCACCAGCAUCUCAGUGAUAUCCCCAUUCUCACUCUCCUAAAAGACUGGGGCUGAGGGGGGCCAAGGAGUGGGGACAUGAGAUGGAAAAAAGACGUGGCCAGAGAGAGUGGCUGGGCAGGGACCCCUGGAGAGCCAUUGCAGGUUGGCAGGCCAACUUCCCUGCCUCCAGCACUGGCGGUCUCAGGGUCACCGUGCUUGGCUGGAAGGUCCUGCCGUGGUCCUGCCAGGGCCAGGCUCUUGCCCCAGCCCCAUGCUGGAUGUGGGCACUCAGGACCCCAGAUUUAUUGCCCUGUCCCCAGAGGUCCCCAGCAGUGUCCCUGAGCUGCACUGUCUGGAGCUGGCACCGCCUUCCCUUUGCUGCCACCUGCCCUGGCAUGGGGAGUUCAGGCCCCUGCAGUGCCCCUCCCCAGGCUCAGGACAGGCUCUGUAGGGGCUUUUGAGUGUUUCCCCCUCCCUGGGUAGCAUCCCCAUGCUCUGGGGCUCACUCUGUUGUGUCCUGGGUGUGUCUCCAGCAGUGCCUAUGAGUAGCCUGAAGUGGAAGGGCAGGGCAGUUUUGGCAUGUUUCAGAACAAGUACAUGGAAGAAAACAAGGCUGGGGAGCUGCUGGGCCUUGCAGUGUGGACACCCUGCUCCCUGCAGCCAUGCUGGACAUGCAACAUCACCUGCAUCCUGCCAGGAGCCAGGGACUGUGGGCAAGCUAGUCCCAUUGCUGGCCAGUCCCUGGAAAAUCUGAGGGGUCCCUAAGGGGUUUCUGUACAACGUGCUGCUCCCUAGUGAGCCCCUCUGUCUGCCAGCACUGCUCUGUGUCCCACCUUGCCCCUGCACUGCUGUCCCUGCUGGAGUGGCCCGUCUCCACCCUGCUGUGGCCCUGCUUGGCACCUCUGUCUAGUGGCUUGUGAGCAUCAGGCUGACUUGGUCACCCACAUAAAUACUGAU